ACUCUGUUUAACUCAAACAAUCUAGAUAGAGAAGAUCUUGAACAAGAAGAUAUCACAUCAAAUGCGAAUCAAUUAGUAAAAGAUGAAUGUAAUAGUAAUCAUGACCAUUCUCCGUGCCCAAAUAAUAAAAGGACUAUACAGUUAUUCACCGGAAGUAUUGCGUCGGAGAACUUUUAUUUUGAAACAAGUAAUGAUCUUCCUGCUAGGUGUUCAUCUUCAUGGACAGAAAGCACUUCAGUACCGCAGACUGUAUCAGUGCAAUAUUCGACAACUUCGUUAUCUAGCAAGUCAUUUCCGUAUUUAGCACAGAAGUGUGAAGAUUAUAUGCCAUAUCGAAAUAGUGCGUAUUUUGGAUUUCGUUCCGCAAUGAACGUGCCGUUUGUACAACACUUUCAUAUACCAACCAUACAAUCAGACUAUGUACGUCGUAGUAGAUCCACCUCAUUGAAUGAUAUAUUCGCUACCGAACGAUAUUUGUCAAUGUCUAAUGACAGUCUGAAUCGAGUCAUGAGAACGAAAUUAAAUUUUGACCGCAAGCAACUUGGAACUAUACAUCACUAUCAUAAUAAUUCGAUUUAUGAUUUUUAUUACAUGAAAAUGAAAGAACGAUUUAAUAAUUUAGAGCGUCUGUCUGAAGUAUGCGAUGAUCAUUUGCGGAAUAUCCAUUACUAUAAUAUGAAGAGCAAAAGCGACUUUCUUGAAAAAUUGAACUGUCUUCAAUACUCUGAACCAAAUACAGCUGAGAGUAUCCAUAAUGCAGCUGAAUCAAUAUUUGCCAUGAAGCUAGAUCACAUCGAUCACAAAAUUUUGGAAAAAAUCAAUUAUUAUUUAAGAACGUAUGGAAACCUCCCUGAAUUAUACCACCGGAUCGGUGAGCAAAUUUUAAAUCGCAGGAACUAUGAAGACAUUGACGUGUGUUCGUCCAAAGUAACAUGUGCUCAAAUCGAUAAUUUGAAUAAUGAUAAAAAUAAUAUUGAUAUGGAAACAAGUUUUGCUAAAUUUAAUUAUCCACAGUUGAAUGAACUAUUUAUGCGUCAAUUUCAUAAGCCACAGCGAAUUUUAUUGAACAAAUCAAAACGAAAUCGUAAUUUUGUGUUAGAGAAUAUUGAAAAAGUGAAGAAGAAUAAAUUACAAACAAUGAACAUUACAACAAAAAACAAAACACACGAAAAUACUGCAAAUGCUGCUAAGAAGUCAAUUAGCAGUUCAUCUCGAAAAUUAGUUCCAGCAGGUAAAGCUUCAUGUUCAUCACAGAAGUUUCGAAGGCAAAAUUUAAAACGUCGAAGUCUUCAAUUUACCAUAGAUGAAGAGCAUGAAAACUUGGAAAUGUGUAGCAGUAACAAUGGUCAUGAUGUUCCUCAAAAUGAACAAUUGAAGCAAAUUUGUAAAGAUCAAGGAGAAUUUAUCACUGAAAUGAGUGGAAUGCUCAACAAGAUUAACGACAGUGUUAUACAAAUAGUUCAAUUACAGGAAGAAAUCGGUGCCACUCAAUCCAAUCAUAAGGAAACUGCAUCUCUGAUGACUAUGCAUAUUUGUGAACGAGUGAAAAACACCUUUUUUGACGCGAUCGAAUAAUUUACAGAAGAUUUUCCUUUGUCUUUUUACCAUGAAUAUCAAUAUGUCUUUUAUAAAAUGAUAUACGAAAAUACAUAUAGAAUUUUUAUGUUAUAUAGUUUCGCUUAUAUUUUCAGAUUGCUCAGUUUGGGUAGUGUUUGUCGGGUUGUAAUAGGAGUACUUCAUUACAUCGCACGUUAUUAUAAUAAUAAAAGAGUUGAUCGAUUAAUUAGGAUUGAAAGGCAACGGCAGAUUAAAAACAAACAUCUCGCAUGUACUAUGUAUUGAAAAACCUUUUGCCGAAAAUGCUCACGAAAACGUAUUGGUUUGAGUUUUCUAACAAAAUGUUUAACAAUUUGAUCAAUACAAUAUCAAUUAUCAAAUAAUUUUUGCUACGUAUACACAGUGGUGAUUGGGUCUUUUCCAUUUGGUGAUGA
Malaya genurostris is the source of this 1991-nucleotide messenger RNA. RefSeq lists its product as uncharacterized. The record is from RefSeq and is a predicted model, not a curated record. Bases 325 to 1575 code for a protein of 416 amino acids. Lineage: Eukaryota; Metazoa; Arthropoda; Insecta; Diptera; Culicidae. The transcript is spliced from 2 exons.